UGUGCACCGAGACGCGGCUUCAAACAGAGGCGAUUCUCACGGCGGGUUCAUAGGUAACGCCAGUCCGCGACGCGAUACCAACCGAGCACAACGCUCCAUUGAAUCAGCAACGCGUUAAAUUAGGCCAGCUUAUCGGCCAGGUAAAAAUGGCCUGUCUCACUAGGAAGUUUUCCCUAUCAUGGGUGCAGCUUGGCCUGGUUUUGUGCUUUAUCUAUUGCGCUAUCGGCGUUCCGCAGUUAGACCUACCGCCGAUUCCCAGUACUUCUCAAAGCGGCUAUGGCCUAUCCAGUACUCCGUCGUCUCUCAAUUCUCCCGGGAAUCAGUUUGACAGGAAUUAUCAGUUCAGCACUGCGAGACCGAGUCCUACCAGCGCGCCUGGAGUUUACCAAGUUUCCUCCACCCCGUUUAACGGAAUAAGUCCGGACAUAAGCAACAAUGGGUAUCCAAAUGUUGACUAUAACAGCAGAAACCCUAGUUCUACGCUCCGGCCCUAUGACGAGAGUAAUGGAGACGACAGAAUUGAUAUUAAUAGUGAUCCAAACUUCAGAAGAAACGACCCCAACUUUGUCAGGAACGACCCGAAUUACGUAGGAACUAAUCCGUAUGAUUUCAAUCGGGGCGGAGACGUAAAUAGUAUUGAUGAUAGAUACCGCCAAGUGAAUUUGCAGCAGGUCAGAGAUUUUCUGGCACAGGCUGACGAUCAGGCUUCGAAGGAAUGCACCAAUAAUGUCGCAGCGCAGUGGAACUUCGAAACAAACGUCAAUGAUGAAACACAGCAUGCAGCGCUGGACGCCCAACAGCGCUACACAUUGUUCCAGCGAGGACUAUGGGAGGCCGCGCAGCAAAUACCUCGUGGAGCUAUCAGGGACUUUGCGACCUUCAGACAACUCCGGCUUCUGUCUAUUAUAGGACCUGCAGCUCUACCCCCCGAUCAACUGGAUAGGUACAACCGUAUAAUAAACGACAUGCUGGCUGUUUACAAUACUGCCGAGGUCUGCGCCUACAACGAGCCAUUCAAGUGUGGUCUCCAUCUCCAACCGGAGCUGCAGUACAUCAUGUCCCACUCCAGAGACUGGGACGAACUUCAGCACAUCUGGACCGAGUGGAGGAGGAAUACCGGUAGAAGAGUACGGGAUUUAUACGAGCAGUUGGUUGACUUGACCAAUCAGGCAGCCAGAUUAAACAAUUUUACUGACGCAUCCGCGUACUGGAUGUUUCCAUACGAGACCUCAAACAUGCGGCAGGAGGUCGAUGACGUCUGGCAGCAGAUCAAGCCCCUUUACGACCAGCUUCACGCCUACGUUCGUCGUCGUCUGCGAGAAGCCUACGGUCCCGAGAGAAUCUCCAGAUCGGCUCCGUUACCAGCCCACAUCCUGGGAGACAUGUGGGGACAGAGCUGGUCGGGUAUCGUGCCUUUUACCCUUCCUUACCCUGGAAAAAAUUUGCUGGAUGUCUCUCAGGAAAUGGCGAAGCAGGGUUUCACUCCACUCACAAUGUUUCAAUUAGCUGAAGAGUACUUCGUGUCCAUGAAUAUGUCUGCCAUGCCUCCUGACUUUUGGGCCCUCAGCGUGUUGGACCAGCCCCCGGACAGACACAUCCACUGCCAGCCUUCUGCUUGGGACUUUUGCAAUAAGCACGACUAUCGCAUCAAAAUGUGCACACACGUGGACAUGAAGGAUCUGGUGACGGCGCAUCACGAGAUGGCGCACAUCGAAUAUUUCCUCGCCUACAGGAAUCAGCCGAAAGUCUUCCGUGAUGGUGCUAAUCCAGGUUUCCACGAAGCUAUUGGCGAGACAAUAGCACUGUCAGUUGGAUCCCCUCGUCACCUGCAAACCCUAGGCCUGGUUCAACGUUCGGUAGACGACACAGCCCACAACACGAACUUCCUGUUCACCCAAGCUAUGGACAAGUUAGCGUUUCUUCCGUUCGCGCUGGUGAUGGACAGGUGGCGUUGGGACGUGUUCACAGGAGAUGUCCGCAAGGAGCAGUACAAUUGCCAUUGGUGGAGAUUAAGGGAGCAGUAUCAAGGUGUGAAGCCUCCCGUGCUGCGUUCCGAGCUGGACUUCGACCCUGGAUCCAAGUACCACAUACCGGCCAACAUUCCCUACAUAAGAUACUUCGUGAGCACGGUACUCCAGUUCCAGAUAUUCAGGGCCCUGUGCGAGAGAACGGGCCAGUUCAUCCCAGGAGACCCGACCAGGCCGUUGCACAAAUGUGAUAUUUACAGAAACCCUGAGGCCGGAAGGAUUCUGAACCGUCUUAUGGAGCGAGGUUCCUCAGCGCCGUGGACUCAUAUAUUACAAGAGGCCAUAGGUGAAUCCCGACUAAACGGGGAAGCCAUGAGGGACUACUUCCGUCCUCUUGAAGAUUGGCUCAGCAGCGAGAACCUUCGUACCGGAGAAUUUUUAGGUUGGAGCUACGACGGAGAUUAUUGUAAAUUUAGCAUUGAAACCGCUGGUCUCCAAGUCUACGGAGGGUUCUACAAUGCUGCCCAACGCCACUAUGACGUCACCACUUUCAUAGCACUGUUUGUGACAUCAGCGCUCAUGACCAUAGCUUUCAGAUACAGAUAGAUGUCUACAAUUCAUGGAUAGAGUGAUAAGAAUCGUCGUGUAACCAAAAGCGAAUGUUCGCACGAAAAAAGAACGUAAAAUAAAUGAGUUUAGGUUUAAUUUGCUAUGUUUCUUGAACUAGCUUAAGUUAAAUUCUAUCUGUAUUAUAUAUUGUGGUUUUUAAUUAUUUUUUAAUAUAUUUUUUUGCACUUAUAUGAAAUGGUAUAGCGUUGUCCGGAUAGUCCAGUUAUUUUAGUGCUCACAUGUCGAAUGUAUGUUUGAGAAUGUGGACUUAUUUUUUUUUAAGCUUGUAACACCAUUUUUAUAUUGAUACCGUAGUGUUUCAAUUUAAAUAAAAAACUAUUCUUAAAUAUG
Molecule: messenger RNA, 2927 nt
Organism: Bombyx mandarina (wild silkworm)
Lineage: Eukaryota; Metazoa; Arthropoda; Insecta; Lepidoptera; Bombycidae
Gene: Ance-3
Product: angiotensin-converting enzyme Ance-3
Biological process (GO): proteolysis
Cellular component (GO): plasma membrane
Molecular function (GO): metallopeptidase activity; peptidyl-dipeptidase activity
Source: RefSeq, a predicted model, not a curated record